This is a messenger RNA of Daucus carota subsp. sativus, 1218 nucleotides long. RefSeq lists its product as uncharacterized. Gene Ontology annotation, molecular function: hydrolase activity. Lineage: Eukaryota; Viridiplantae; Streptophyta; Magnoliopsida; Apiales; Apiaceae. The record is from RefSeq and is a predicted model, not a curated record. The transcript is spliced from 5 exons. The coding region runs from base 125 to 1066 and encodes 313 amino acids.
AUUUUCUCAGAAGACGAGCUAUCACUUGACCCACCAAACAAUUAAAAAAACCUGAAACGACAGCAAUAUUAUUGGUAAAUGAUCAUCAUGAUCUAUAAGUUGACAUUCUCAUCCUGGAACUGGAAUGCAACAAGCGGAUAACAUGGACAAGAUAGAACACAAGUACUUAGAUGUUAGAGGACUAAAGCUUCAUGUUGCUGAAAUUGGUACAGGUCCUGCUGUGAUUUUCAUACAUGGAUUUCCGGAGAUUUGGUACUCGUGGCGACACCAGAUGAUCGCUGUUGCUGAUGCGGGGUUCAGAGCAUUGGCUCCCGACUGUAGGGGAUAUGGCUUGUCCGAAAAGCCUGCAGAAGCAGAGAAGACUACUUUCAGGGACCUUCUUGAUGAUCUUGUCGUAAUUCUUGAUUUGCUUGGCCUUCCUAAGGUUUUUCUUGUUGCAAAGGACUUUGGAGUUCGACCAGCUUACCAUCUUGCCAUGAUUCACCCAGAUAGGGUGUCUGCAGUCAUAACAGUAGGAGUGCCAUUUAUUCUCAAUGUAGUUCCUUUCGGUAUUCCCAAGGGUUUCCACAUGAAUCGAUGGAGGGAGCCAGGGAGAGCUGAAAAAGACUUUGGCCGCUUUGAUGUUAAAACAGUGAUAAGGAAGAUAUACAUACUCUUCAUAGAAAGUGAACUACAAGUUGCAAGACAAGACCAGGAGAUACUGGACUUAGUUGAUGCUUCUGCACCAUUACCCUCCUGGUUUAGCGAAGAAGAUCUAACAAACUAUGCAACAUUGUACGAAAAAUCUGGUUUCCAGACCCCGUUACAGGUUCCAUAUAGGGCUUGGCUUGAAGACUAUGGGUUAGACGAGCUCAAAGUUAGAACGCCAGCAUUGCUGAUUAUGGGUGAGAAAGAUUAUGUGUUAAAAUUUGGACCACUUGCCGAAUACAUUUCAAGUGGAAUGGUGAAGGAAUUUGUUCCUGAUCUGGAGGUCUCGUAUGUACCUGAAGGAACACAUUUUGUGCAAGAGCAAUUUCCUGAACAAGUCAAUCCAAUCCUUCUCAACUUUCUCAGAAAGCAUACUUGAUCUCACGUUGCUGGCACUGAGAAAUUCUCAGGAAAGAGUCUGACAUGUUAUUUCCACUGAUUUUCAAGCUCUUUUCGUUUUUUUGUUCUCUUCUUAUGUGAAGGGAGAAAAAUUCUCUGUUUAAUCAAAUAUAAGAACUGAGUUUCACGCCA